This is a messenger RNA of Schistosoma bovis, 2131 nucleotides long. Lineage: Eukaryota; Metazoa; Platyhelminthes; Trematoda; Strigeidida; Schistosomatidae. The record is from the annotation of a GenBank genome assembly.
UUAAGCUCUUAGCGCGCUGCUUUAGACGGUUGCGCAACGAGAUGUCUUAUUCUGAAGCGGAUGCAAUUAAGAAGUUGCAAGGUCUAGAUAAUUCUCAAAUUUCGGUAGAAAGCACAUCCCAGUGGUUUUUAAGUAAUAAACAAAUGGCCAAAGACUUGGUCAAGCUCUGGUUUAAAGAGUUUCGCAAAGCUGCUCCUAAGAAGAAAAUCGCUUUUCUGCAUCUGGCUAACGAUGUUAUACAAAGGGGUAUAACUACAGCUCCUCAGUUCAAGAAAUUGUUUGAACCAGUUUUACCUACGGCGUUUAAAGAAACAUCAAAAGUACAGCGUCAUUCAGUGCGUUCAUCUGUCGCUCAUCUUUUAAUCGUAUGGGCUACUCGUCGAGUGUAUUCUAAGAGUUUUCUUAGACAGUUACGUUUUAUAUGCCAACGAGCGGUUGCUGAAGCAGAUACGCCAGAUGCUAGUGAAGAGAUUAAACGUAACAUCAUUGCUGCAUCACCAUUCGCUUUCUCAUUCACAGCAGUUUUGACAAAUUCAUCAGGAUUAUCAGGGAACAAAGAAUCAUCUGUGGCUGGUAAUAAUCUUCAUACACCCAAGUUAAUUGACAAUAACAAACUGAAUCGUAAACGACACCGUUCUUCAACUACAAAAGACAUCUCAACGGCUCCAAUAUGCUUUGACCCUAAAAAUUAUGGAGAUAGUAAUAUGUCCCGUAAUUCAAUUUCUGCAUUCCGUGAAGAGUUAGACCUUGAACUACAAACUGAGGCUACCGAACCUCCAAAGGUCAGUGAACUUAUUCAACUUUUAGAAACUCUUCAAUCAGCUGCUUCUGCUGAUGCUGCUACACGCCGUGAAAUAGCACAAUUCCCGCCGGAAGUUUCUGAUCCUAAUAAAGCAAUGGAAAUUAUGAAGUCGUCAUCUGAACAAGAACAACAAGCAUUAAUAGAACUUAUCAGUAAAUGUUCCUCUCGACUAGAUGUCUACAAUCAAUUGUUAGAAGAAGAAACAACUAAACGUAACCAGUUAGCUCUUCAAUUACGUGCUUUUCAUAGUCAUUUGAACGAACGAAUUUUACAGGCUAAGAUUGAAGUCGAUGACUUGAAGUCGAAAUUAGAUCAUGGUCACUCAUUAAAAAGUGAACUGAAUAAACAUAUUUUAAAUCUCCCUGAUCUGCAUCUUCUACCUGAUAUGACAAAUUUCGGUUUAGAUCCGUUACCAACAGUUGGUGAUCUAUUCGGUUAAAUUUCUAGUCUCAAGUUAUGUAAUCAUCAGUUCAUGUAGCAUUGUCUAUCUUCCUUCUUGACUUACUUUUCUAUGUAUAUCAGUCCAAUGUAUAAAGCUUAACAUUUUGUAAAUAUAAAUUUUAUUUCUAGUAAUAUGAAUUGUGUUUUUCCCCCGAGUUUAUAUUAUAUGAUAUAUGUUCAGCUCCUCUUCAAUUUCUUUCACGUGUAUGUAUGAUUGAAUGAAUGAAUAUGUGUAUGAAACAGUUCAUUCAAGUUGUACACCAUUAUUUCAUUGGUGAUUUCUUUUCUUUCAAUAGAGAAAUGUAUUUAAGACUUUCUUUAUUAUUUCAAGAGCUCUACUUGACAAUUCAGUUUAAUAAAGUAGAAGUCUACUUUUGAAUAACUUUGCCAAUAUUGUUUAACUCCAAUUAGUACCUAAUACGGAGUAUAAUUAAAACGAACUAUCACUGGCUUUCAGUUUAUUUUGAAAACACUAGUUAAUAUUUUUGGUUGAAAUGGGAAAAAAAAUCUUUUUAAGGGUAAGCACAUUACACUAGUUUUCUAUAUAGUUCCCUAAACUAUGAAAUCCUACACAAAUGACUUUAACUUCUAAAUAAUGAUUGUCUGAUUAGGAUUUCAGUUUACGGCUUACUACUGGUUUAAAUUAAAAUCUAUUGGUAACUAAAUUCUGCGGUAAAAGUAUACUAUACUGACGACCUUGGACAAAUUUUCACUCAAUAAGGAAAUGCUGACUAGUUAUAAAACAAUUAGCAAUACAAACCAGUGAAAUAACAGAGGAGUAAUAGCUUUAAUCUGAAUAAUUAAACAUCUCCAAACCAUAAUCUUUCCGAUUGCUGCUUAUACUUUUACUGUCUCUACCACUACGGGAUUUGAAUCGACAACUGCAUC